CGCAAUCCAAUUCAGGCCGCCGCUCCUCAGCCUCCCGAAAUCAUCCCCAACGAAUCCUCCUCCACGGCAUCCCUCAUCGACGUCGACAUGCCCAGCGUGCACACCGUGCCGCCCGACUUCCUCGAGCAGGACGUGCAGACGGAGACGCAAGCGGAGCGCAUCCAGCGCGAGCAGGAAGCCGCCGAGCGGGCCAAGCAGCAGCAGCAGCAGCGGGAGGCGGCCGCCGCGGCCAAGAAGAAGGCCGCCAGCAAGGCCAAGAGGGCCGACUCGUGGCUGACGCGCCAGUUCUCGCAGCUGUCCGACGGCAGCGUGACGGCGAUUGCGCUGGCCAACGUGGCGGGCGUCGUGGGCGUCAGCGGGUUCCUGGGCUACCGCGCCUGGGGCCUGUACGAGAGGCGGGUGCUGGACUGGAAGCAUGUUGGCGUGGGCGUCGGCGUGCUUGCUGCCGUCGGUGCGGUGGAGGCGGUGCUCGGACGUUAUUUGUACAAGAGCAAGGAGAGCGAGUCUCGAUAA
This is a messenger RNA of Trichoderma reesei QM6a, 513 nucleotides long. RefSeq lists its product as uncharacterized. The record is from RefSeq and is a predicted model, not a curated record. Lineage: Eukaryota; Fungi; Ascomycota; Sordariomycetes; Hypocreales; Hypocreaceae. The annotation marks the transcript as partial. Gene Ontology annotation, molecular function: nascent polypeptide-associated complex binding. Gene Ontology annotation, cellular component: mitochondrial outer membrane. The transcript has a single exon.